Messenger RNA from Thecamonas trahens ATCC 50062, 4047 nucleotides. RefSeq lists its product as uncharacterized. The record is from RefSeq and is a predicted model, not a curated record. The coding region runs from base 148 to 3930 and encodes 1260 amino acids. The transcript has a single exon. NCBI's taxonomy places the organism in Eukaryota, Apusomonadida, Apusomonadidae. Gene Ontology annotation, cellular component: membrane.
GCCCUCACACACACACACCCCACACGCUCAUCACACACCACACGCCACACACUCCACGUCCACCACCCUCCCCACACUCUACACUAAGUCACCCACUCUGCCUCGAAUCCCCCCUCACGCACCUCGUCCCGCAUCGUGCCGUGGGUCAUGGCCUCCUCGUCGCGCUGGUCGUCUGGCUCGUGGUCGCCCAAGACGCCGCCGGAACCGAUGGCUGGCAUCAGUAGAGUCAAGAUGGCGGAGAGGUCUAGCAGUGCAUCUGGUCCAAGCUCACGCUCGCUGCCGCCUGCGUAUACGGGUCAUGCUGUUCAGGAGGGCUGGUCCGAGGGCAAUCAGACGCUGGUGGGCGAUGCGGCGACGGCGCUCAAGUACCUCUGGGCCGCCACCCGCAAGGAGAAGCGCAACUGGAUGGUCGGCGUCUUUACUGUGGCGCUGGUCGUCUUCUUUGUCACUGUCCUCCGCAACAAUGUCGAACGCUCGCCACUCAUCUUCUGGCGCCUGGCCGAGCUCUCGGCCGGCGAGACCGACGCCCUGCUCACGCCGACGAGCUCAGCCCGGAGUGCCCGCCCGGGCGAAUCACCGCUGCUCGACCCGGCCAUGUCUGACGGCGUGCCGUUGGUCAACUUCACCCACAUACGGCAGCAGUGGGAGGAAUUUCGCAAUCUACACGGCGAGUCGGCCCUUGUCUCGUCGAUUGUGCCGCGGUGGUACCUCCUCGGUCGCGUGCGCAACCGCGACGUGCCGACCCGAGUCUCGUCGGCCAUCUUUGUUGUCUAUGACUCGCACAAGGAGCUGGCCGCCGGCAUCGGCCGCAACUUUAACCACCGUGCAUUGGGCGAGGCCGAGACCCAUGUGUCGUCGCCGCUGCUGCGGACGCUUGGCCUCGGCGCCAACCGCGGCGACCGCAUCCUGCUCUCGCUCGAGGCCGACCAGCUCCUCCCGCUACUCAACGUCGAGUCGGUCGGCUUUAAUCUUGAUCUUCUCGCGCAGCUGCUCAACAACCCGAUCGGCCUCCUUGCUGGCGCUCCCGGCGUGGCUGUCGAGACCGGCGACGUUGAUGUCGAUGUCAACACAACGGUGAAUACCGGCGACACAGUCGACUUUGGGCAGAACACCCUGUUGCCGUUCCUCUCCGGGCUCGGCCUCAACACCUCGGUCCUCACGCCUCAAGUCCUCGACGGGCUGCUCGGCCCGGUCGCCAAUCAGUCGGUCCCUGUGGCGGCGCAGCUUGCGGCUGCUGGCCUCCAGCUCUCGCUCGCCGACCUGGUGCCGGGACUAGAUGUGCUCUCAGGCCUCGAUACCGGCGCGACCUCACCCGACGGCGACAACUCGACCAACAUCGGCCUCUCGUGGGACUAUGCUGUCAUCGACGACAUCCAGUCGCCCGGCGGCAAGUUCCCGGACGCGCUCGGCAACGUUGUCCUCAUUGACUCACAUCAGUUUGAAAAGGUGCUGCUUGCCCAGAUCCGCGAGCUCAUCGCCAACCCGCUGGUGGUCCUUGGCUUGCAGGCACUCGAGACCCAGGCCGGGCUCACCGUCCCCAUCGUGGACACCAUUACCGACUUUCUCGCAGACUUUCGCAUGGAGGACUACGCGCUCACCGUGGCUGCCAACUACCGCGCGCGAGAGACGGCGUACGUCAAGACCACGGAUGAGGGCCUCAAGACCGAGAUGGCGUACUUUGCCAACGAGAUCUACGGCCUCGUUGGCUACAACUCGUCAGUCGACAUCGAACUGCCCAUCUACCUCGCCCUCGAAGGCACUGAGAUCAUCCGGCUCUUCCUCGACCAAAUCUUCAACUCGGUCGUCUUUGUCAUCUCGCUCCUCUCUGCGCUGCUCAUCUACUCGCUCAUGCUCUCUAACGUGGAAGAGAAAACGUUCGAGUACGGCAUGCUCCGCGCGCUUGGCAUGCGCCAGCACGCGCUCAUCUUUCUGCUUGUUGUCCAAGCGCUCUCCUUUGCAAUUCCUGGCAUCAUCAUUGGAUGGGCGGUGGCGUUUGUGGUCGACCUCAUUCCGGCGUGGCUCAUUGCGGAGUUCUCGGACACCGAUGCGCGGUACGGGAUCAACCCGACGCCACUCUACCUCUCGCUCGCCAUCGGGCUCAUUGUUCCGCUCCUCGCCAACUGGGUGCCCAUCCGGCGGGCUCUCUCGUCGACGCUCCGCAACGCGCUCGACGUCUACCACCAGACCAACUCCGAGACGGUGGUCCGGGUCAUCAAGCUCGAGUCGCUCGGUCUCUCGGGCUGGCAGACUGCGCUGGCCGUGACGCUUGUCGGCGUCGGCUUUGUCACCUACUACAUGAUCCCGUACGCGUUCACCUACAACGACUUUGGCCUCCUCCUCACCAUCCUUAACGGCAUCCUGCUCGGCAUUGUGCUCGGCCUCGCCAUGGUUGCCCAGGUCCUCCAGCCGUACACCGAGUGGGCCUUUCUCUGGAGCAUGGUGUGGGGAACCGAGACUCGGCUCGCCCCGCUCAUCCGCAAGAACCUCGGCGGCCAUCGGUCGCGCAACCGCAAGACCGCCCUCAUGUUCACCACCUCGCUUGCCUUUCUCAUCUUUGCCGGCUCGCUCUUUGCCCUACAGGAGGCGCUCAUCAAGGACCUCAUUGCCGGCUUCUUUGGAUCGGACAUUGCUGUCCUCUCGUUUGCCUGGGAGCACAUGCUCAACGAAGACGCACUCCGCGACUUUCUCGACGACAAUCUAGGCACGCUCGUCGCCUCGUUCUCGUUUGGCACCCAGAGCAUCGACCUCUCGGACCUCAUGUCCAAGUCGCGAAUGUCGUCCAUCGUCGACUUUCCACGCGUCUCGCAGCCCCUCCACGCCAUCGACGCCAACUGGCUCCAGACCGCCUACACCAAGUACUACAUACCGACCGAGGUCGCAGAAGGCUUUGACUACGCCCAAACAUCCAACGGCAAGGACGACGUCGCGGCCUCGCUCUACACACACGCCGGUACCGCACGCCUCUCCAUCGAGCCGGCCCGCAUCUCCGUCCCGCUCCCGCUCGGCUCUGGCUAUGACAGCAACCGCGGUGCGGUGAACCGCUCGGCCGAGCUCGAACUCUCAUACACCCAGUACUUUGACACCAUUGUCUCCGAGUCGCUCCGCGACCGGGUCUCGCUCGAUGUCGACACGCCGCAAGCGCUCACCCUCCGCUACGAUGUCUCCGAGUCGGCCACGGUCUCGUACAAGCGGCUGGGCAAGGCCCGGGCCAUGGUCCGCAAGUUCCCAGGCUUUUUCGUGUCGUCGUACCGCCAGUUUGCACCGUUCAACCCCAUCCUCAUCCGGUUUGAUCAGUAUGCGGAGGCGCUCGAGCGGGCAUACAAUCUCACCUCGCUCCAGUCCAAGCUCCCGCAGCCGGAGCGCGGCGUCGCGCCCAAGGGCUCGCUCAUUGUCCGCAUGAGCACCGGCGCGUCGACCGAGGACCGCGAAUCCAUCGUCAACGGCAUGCGUAACUUUAUCCAGAACGACCUCAUCCAAGUCAUCGACGUCGUCGAGCUGAUCAAGUCGACGUCGAUCGCCACCGAAAUGCUCCAGCUCUUCUUCAUCAUUGUCUCGGUCAUCACCUCGCUGCUCUGCUUCUUUGUCCUUUUCCUCUCGUUCACCGCCAAUGUCAAUGAGAACUCGUGGGAAAUCGGCGUACUCCGCGCUCUCGGGCUCUCGUCGGCCCAGGCGCUGCGGGUGUACAUCUACGAGGCGCUCUCGCUCACGCUCGCCUCCAUGGUCAUGGGCACCAUCAUCGGCCUCCUCACCGCAGUCGCCCUCACGCUUCAGAUGGGCCUCUUUACCGAGUCGCCGUUUGUCUUCCAGUUCCCGACGCUUCUCUUUUGCGUCGUCGUCGUCCUCUCCAUCGGCGUCACACUCAUUGGCUCGUGGCUCCCGGCCCGCUCCAUCAUGGGCAAGGAAAUCGCCAUCGUGCUCAAAGAGGCGUAGUCGCACCCCCGCCGGGGCUCAGUACCUCGGCUGACGGCUCAUACCCCAGCAGCAGCCCGUACCGCGCCAUGUCCUCUUCUAGUCCGCGCUGCAUAAACUCGAGCGGCCCGCCAGGAA